GGCAGGGAGGCGGAGGGAGAGGAGACACCCCAGCCAUUUCCAGAGUGCUGCUGAGACUUUGCUGGUUCUGGGGGGGGCCCUGUGCUUCUUCCUUUAAGCUGGCUUUCCCUGUUUUCCCUUGGAGCCCUGGCUGUGGCCGGGGGGCGGUGGGCCAUGCCAGGAGCAGUGGAAGGCCCCUGCUGGAAGCAGGCAGAGGACAUCCGGGACAUUUAUGAUUUCCGAGAUGUUCUGGGCACGGGGGCCUUUUCCGAGGUAAUCCUAGCAGAAGACAAGAGGACUCAGAAGCUGGUGGCCAUCAAAUGCAUCGCCAAGAAGGCCCUGGAAGGCAAAGAGGGUAGCAUGGAGAAUGAGAUCGCUGUCCUGCACAAGAUCAAGCAUCCUAACAUUGUAGCCCUGGAUGACAUCUAUGAGAGUGGGGGCCACCUCUACCUCAUCAUGCAGCUAGUGUCAGGUGGGGAGCUGUUUGACCGAAUCGUGGAGAAAGGGUUCUACACCGAGCGGGAUGCCAGCCGCCUCAUCUUCCAGGUGCUGGACGCGGUCAAGUACCUGCACGACCUGGGCAUUGUACACCGAGACCUCAAGCCAGAGAACCUCCUCUACUACAGCCUGGAUGAGGACUCCAAGAUCAUGAUCUCCGACUUUGGCCUCUCCAAGAUGGAGGAUCCGGGCAGUGUGCUCUCCACAGCCUGUGGGACCCCAGGAUACGUGGCCCCUGAGGUCCUGGCCCAGAAGCCCUACAGCAAGGCCGUGGACUGCUGGUCCAUUGGGGUCAUAGCCUAUAUCCUGCUCUGCGGCUACCCCCCCUUCUAUGAUGAGAACGAUGCCAAACUCUUUGAACAGAUUCUGAAGGCUGAGUACGAGUUUGACUCUCCUUACUGGGACGACAUCUCUGACUCUGCCAAAGAUUUCAUCCGGCACCUGAUGGAAAAGGACCCAGAGGAGAGGUUCACCUGUGAGCAGGCCCUGCAGCACCCAUGGAUUGCAGGAGACACGGCUCUGGAUAAGAAUAUCCACCAGUCCGUGAGUGAGCAGAUCAAGAAGAACUUUGCCAAGAGCAAGUGGAAGCAAGCCUUCAAUGCCACGGCUGUGGUGCGGCACAUGAGGAAGCUGCAGCUGGGCACCAGCCAGGAAGGGCAGGGGCGCGCGGCAAGCCACGGGGAGCUGCUGACACCAACCACUGCAGGACCCGUGGCUGGCUGUUGCUGUCGAGACUGCUGUGUGGAUCCCAGCCAGAAAGUGCCCCCCACGCUGCCCCCCCAGCUCUAGGGUGGAAGGCAGCCUGCCCGCUUCCCUGGCCCAUCCCUCCCCACCCCCUCCCUCUCCCUCCUCACUGCAUUUUCCAUACAAAGGUUUCUAUUUUAUUGUUCCUUCUUGUAAUAAAGGUAAGAAGAUAAAAUCACA
Messenger RNA from Dipodomys spectabilis (banner-tailed kangaroo rat), 1401 nucleotides. It is a transcript of the gene Camk1, whose product is annotated as calcium/calmodulin dependent protein kinase I. Gene Ontology annotation, biological process: peptidyl-serine phosphorylation. NCBI's taxonomy places the organism in Eukaryota, Metazoa, Chordata, Mammalia, Rodentia, Heteromyidae. The record is from RefSeq and is a predicted model, not a curated record. Gene Ontology annotation, cellular component: intracellular anatomical structure. Gene Ontology annotation, molecular function: calmodulin binding; ATP binding; calcium/calmodulin-dependent protein kinase activity. The transcript has 12 exons. Bases 154 to 1266 code for a protein of 370 amino acids.